This is a messenger RNA of Solanum pennellii, 781 nucleotides long. RefSeq lists its product as uncharacterized. The record is from RefSeq and is a predicted model, not a curated record. Bases 120 to 596 code for a protein of 158 amino acids. Lineage: Eukaryota; Viridiplantae; Streptophyta; Magnoliopsida; Solanales; Solanaceae. The transcript is spliced from 2 exons.
AAACAGAGUCAUUUUUGUUUAUUCAACCCUUUCUUAUCACCAAGGCUUACAGUCUACUAGUGAUAUUGGCGGGAGUCUUCCACACAAUAAGUUAGAAGAACGUUGUGUCAAUCACGGAGAUGGACAUGCAUAACAUUUCGAAGAUAGUAUUGAUUGUGGCAUUAUUCCUAGUGGUGCACCCAAGUGGAUCAAGAAGCCAAUGGGUGACUAACCAACCUAGUCCUCUCUGUCCUUCUCAAUUUGCACUUGUGAAUCAUGCAUGUUCAUUGCUUCCAUUAAAUCCGGCGUCUCCACCAUCUCCACCAUCCCCUUUUCUGCUAGUUUCCCCACCACCUCCUCCCGGCUCUUCAGAAAGAAGACACAGACGCAGGCAUGAUCAUCACCACGAGUACAAGGAAAGUUCUGCAGAAGAGAACUGCUGCAGGUGGAUGAAACAAGUCGACAGCGAAUGUGUCUGUGAUCUGCUGGUUCGUUUGCCUCUGUUCCUGUCUAGGCCUGUCCACCAGUACACAGUCUUGGUUGAUCCAGGUUGCAACAUUACGUUCGAGUGCGGUUCGAGGGGGGCCGAUAGUCAUAUGCUACCCCCUCACCCAUGAUGCACCAUCUCAACAUACCUUGACUUGUGGUGUUUUAAGUUUAUUAACUACAUUUCUUCAAAUGAAAAAAAAGUAUAAGAAAGUAGAGUAACCUAGUAUUUUCAUUUAAUGCUUGAUUAAAAAGAAAUCUGUAAUGUGUUAGUUGAAGUAAAAGAAAUAAAACUUAUGUGAUCGUCUACAUUGAA